UCAUACAGUUCCCACAUUCAGCGCUUGUCUAACCUGGACUCGAGUUGGGUGACCAGUCAGAGCAAUGGGUUGGCCGCGCAUAACAACCCUCAAUGGUUACAACUAUAUCUGGCGGCCUGUAAGCUGUUAGACAUCGCCAUUGCGAUGCCGGCCGACUCACUGCCGCAGUUCCAGAUGUAUCGGUGGGCGUUCGUCGGCGGCAUCAAAGACCCCAACUCUAUGUCCAACGGAGUGAACCGCAGUUCCCUUCACCCGAACCCCAACAACAACCCCACGUACCCGCCCUUUGAGCCACACGUCGUCCGCAUCAAUAAUCUGAUGAAUUCUAAGAACCAAGAAGUGGAAGCACUUCCCUAUAGAGCCAAAUACCCUCUCAUUACGAAGACAUCGAUUAAGAGUUUAUCAGAAUUGCACCCAUUUUUCCAUACAUUACUCAAAUCAAGUCUACAAACGAGUCAAUCGUCAAAUCAAAGCCAUUCAUCGAAAGACACAUCAAUGACGAGCACAUCCAUGGAUGCGGCGCUCGCUUUCAUCGAUAAAAUAGUUGAAAUCGAUUUUCUCGACUCUAUUCCUAUCGUAUGAAUCGAGGAUUGAUUCACACAUUCCAGAAGUGCCUCUAAAUUGUAAACAAAUCAUUGGAUUAUAUAUUUUAACAAAAGAAAAACUGUUAAGAAAAUCAUAUUUAAAUUUUUUGGAUGAAAACAAUUUAUCGGAAGCGUUGGGUAAUCGCCACAAAACUAUAGUUAAUAUUUUCAAAAUACACAAAAUCUAUACAUAAAUUAAAAAUAUUUAAUCUAUAAAUACAUUUUAAAGUAUAUUAUAAAUAUAGUAUAUAAUAUGGAGC
This is a messenger RNA of Oppiella nova, 844 nucleotides long. Lineage: Eukaryota; Metazoa; Arthropoda; Arachnida; Sarcoptiformes; Oppiidae. The record is from the annotation of a GenBank genome assembly.